AUGGGAACCACCACCCCGGUCUGCCACUCCACAGGCACUGUCCCCGACCUCCAUGCAACACUGACGAUGCAUGCCACCCAAGACAGUCCAACAAUGUCCAGAGCCUUCAGCGUUGAAGUCCCCCGCCAGAACUAUAGAGUCCCCAGUUGGCACACUUUCCAGAAUGCCACCCAGAGACUCCAAGAAGCUGCCCAGGCUGAGACGCCUCUCAGCCUGGGCAGCUCGGAAAAGGAUGGAGUCCAGCCCCUCUUUAGGAGUUUGGUUCCAGAACCAGUGCUAUGCACGGAGGUGAGCCCAACUAUAUCUAGUUGGUACCGCUCCACCUCCCGCACCAGCUCUGGUUCGUUCCCCGAAAGAGAGGUGCCAUUCCACGUCCCCAGAGCUAGCCUGCCACCCGGCUCACAUUGCACCCGGCCCCAAUGUGUAUCCCUGCGAGUGGUGGGCCCACGGUGCGGCGGCUCCAUUAAGUUUUUUUUCGGGCUGUGCCCGCCCGCGCCCCAUGUGCCCAGGCCCGGCCACCUGACCCUUGCAGGCGACCUCUCCUCCCAAGUCUGGUUCCAGAAGGGGGCCCUACAGCUGUUGGUGGUUAAAGAAGAGCAGCAGGAGUGGAGCUCCAGUCUGGACCAAGAGGACCCAGAGCCCCCACACAUUAAAGAGAAACAGGAGGAACUCUGGACCAGUCAGGAGGGAGAGCAGCUUCAAGGUCUGGAGGAGGCUGAUAUCAAGUUCCCAUUCACUUUAUUCACUGUGAAGAGUGAAGAAGAUGAUGAAGAGGAAGCUCAGUCCUCACAGCUUCAUCAAAGACAAACUGAACAGAUGGAAACAGAAGCUGAUGGAGAGGACUGUGGAGGACCAGAACCAGACAGGAACUCGGAUCCAGAUACACAUUUACAACCACAUACUUACGACAAGACUGGAGACUCUUCUGAACCUGAGACUGAACACAGUGAUGAUUGGACGGAGACCAGAGAACCUGAGUCAGGUUUAAACUCUUUAAAAAAUGAUGAAGUUUCUGGCAGUGAUUCAAGAUGUAGUACAAAUGGGAAACCAUUUAGCUGCUCUGUGUGUGGGAAAACAUUUGGCUUCAGGGGAAAUUUGAAGAGUCACAUCAAAUGUCAUACAGGAGAAAAACCCUUCAGCUGCUCAGUCUGUGAGAAGUCUUAUACACAGAGUAGGCAUUUACAGAGACACAUGAGAACUCACACAGGAGAGAAACCUUUCAGCUGCUCAGUGUGUGAUAGAAGUUUCAUUGAAAGUGGAGAUCUGAAGAGACACAUAAGAACUCACACAGACGUCGAGCAGCUGUUGGUGGUUAAUGAAGAGCAGCAGGAGUGGAGCUCCAGUCUGAACCAGGGGGACCCAGAGCCCCCACACAUUAAAGAGGAACAGGAGGACCUCCGGACCAGUCAGGAGGGAGAGCAGCUUCAAGGUCUGGAGGAGGCUGAUAUCAAGUUCUCAUUCACUGUGAAGAGUGAAGAUGCUGAAGAGAAAGCUCAGUCCUCACAGCUUCAUCAAAGACAAACUGAACAGAUGGAAACAGAAGCUGAUGGAGAGGACUGUGAAGGACCAGAACCAGAUGAGAACUCUGAUCCAGAUAGUCCUUUACAACCAGCUGCUGAUGACGAGACGUCACCUUCCUCUGAAUGUGACACUGAUGACAGUAGAGAUUGGGAGGAGACUAAGAAACCUCAGUCAAAUUCAAGCCAUCUGCAAAACAAUGUAGUACCUAGAAGUGAUACGGACUGUAAUACUGGAAAAACAUCAAUCAGCUCCUCUGAAUGUGCUGGAAGGUUUAACAACAAGAGAAAUCUGAAGAAACACACUAAGUCCAAAACAGGAGUGAAACCAUUUAGUUGCUCCGUUUGUGGUAAAACAUUCAAGAAAAGGUCGGGUUUGAUCGCACACUUAAGAAUUCAUACAGGAGAAAAACUUUUCACCUGCUCGGUUUGUGAAAAAACGUUUAAAAGCAAAGGGGAGGUUGAGACCCACCAAAGAAUUCACACGGGGGAGAAACCAUUUAGUUGUUCAGUUUAUAGUAAAACAUUUACGCAACAAAGUAAUCUGAAAAAACACAUGACCGUCCACACGGUGGAGAAACCAUUUAGUUGUUCAGUUUGUAGUAAAACAUUUACGCAACAAAGCAAUCCGAGAAAACACCCGUGUGUCGACGACGGGGAGAAAACAUUUACUUGCGGCGUUUGCGAAACAAGAUUCACUCGGCUCGUUCUUUCAAAAAAACAAGUGUGCAGCAGAAAUAAGUGAAGCUGCAUGACGCUAAAUUCUGCGUUUAUUUGUCUUUACUUUGUUUUGUCUUUGGCGCUGUGCUUUUUGGUUUUACAUGCAUUCAUUGAUUGUAUUGUCUCAAUGCAUCUUUUGUCCCAUAUACAGUAAUUAAACAUUUUUGUAAUGUGAUUUAUAAAUAAAACUGCUUGACUUAACUUGUUACGUACUGCGUUAAGCAUGUUGUCUCAUUUCCAGUUAUCGCCGUUGCUGGUAGCUUAUUUUAGCUGCUUUAGCUCAACCCCAAUUAAUUUAUAGACCUAAUUGCAGCGGCUAAUUACCUGCUUUACCUUUAAACUAUAUACAUGCAUGUUGGCAACUUUCUCGCUAAUU
Molecule: messenger RNA, 2613 nt
Organism: Anarrhichthys ocellatus (wolf-eel)
Lineage: Eukaryota; Metazoa; Chordata; Actinopteri; Perciformes; Anarhichadidae
Product: zinc finger protein 599-like
Exons: 5
Coding region: 1-2262 (753 amino acids)
Biological process (GO): regulation of gene expression
Cellular component (GO): nucleus
Source: RefSeq, a predicted model, not a curated record